Molecule: messenger RNA, 1485 nt
Organism: Dothidotthia symphoricarpi CBS 119687
Lineage: Eukaryota; Fungi; Ascomycota; Dothideomycetes; Pleosporales; Dothidotthiaceae
Exons: 3
Coding region: 108-1010 (300 amino acids)
Source: RefSeq, a predicted model, not a curated record
CAAACUCGCGCACUCGAUGUGGAAGGUUGAAAGUCCCCUGUACUUCUGUAUCGAGGUGCAGAUGGCAGGGAUAGUAAUGGAAGUAGAAGUAGUCUGCCUGUCUUGUCAUGGUUAUCUCCUUCCUCGUCCACCAAGACGUGGUCGAGAACAUGGCCUGGUGCGUCGAUCUCUGUGUGAUUAGUCGGCGGGACUCUUAUGGCGGAGAUUGUAAAGCAGACCGAUUAUCUCGGAUAGAAGCGAGUCAGCGUCGCGUUUACAAACCAGAUCGAGUUGUUACCGCGGCUUGGAUGGAGUCCGUCCGCAGAAUUAUCAUCGCGCUCGUGGUCGAACUCAAAGGCAUGCCAGUUCGCGUACGUGAUUACCAAGGUAGGGAGAAUGAAGCAGGUGUAGACAACCUCUGGGCGCAUGGGCAUUCUGAGGACAUCUCAUUUAUCAUCGACGACUUGCCUGCUUCGAUUGUUGGACUAUUCGUUCUGCCCGAAUGUCUAAUUCUGGACAAAGGCCGAACCACUUUGCACUUGGACCUGCCUCAGGAACCUCAUGCCAUUGAAAUAUCUGAAAAGCUGCCGAGGCAAGUGCGUGUUGCUGAGUUCACCGCACGAAUUAUCCAUUAUUCCCUUUGCUCGCUGGCGUCAAUCCAACGCUGGAGCAGAUUACACAAGAAGCGAUUUGGACGCUCGUCGUUGAGCCUGCACAAGUUGUACAAGACCGGCACCCUGAACCUGGAACCUCUAAGCUCAGGUUUCGAGAAACCGGCAUUGACAUCUGAGCUCAUUCAAAUCGGCAGAUCGUUCCACUUUCCCCCGCUCGACCCACCAGCCCUGCCGUCUACCCGAAACUAUGACGAAUCCGGAUUCUCAACCGUUUCAAACUGGGGUCACGCAAUGCAGAACGCCAACAUACUGGAGCCUUACAAGCCCGUGUGUUGGCCGAGGGUAAUCGCACGCAGCUUUGAUGAGCUCUUAUUUGGAGACAACGAUCUUGGGAUUCGAGCUCACAGAAACUGCUAGGCUGCCUCUCUCUCAUGCGUUCGAUCCGCGGCUGCGUAGUCGUGCAAGCCAGCAAGCGGUUCGUCAGGCACUUAGUGCAUGAACCUUUUGGUCGAGUGGCUCAUGCUUCAUUCUAGCGCUCCGAAGUUCGAGCAAGCGUGCAGUUUCUAGCGGCGUAUUCAGUGGAGUUGAAGUGGGAUAGGAGAUUUCCAGCGAACGUGCAGAGACAUCGGAGAGCACCUUGGGAUGGAAUUGGGUUGGUAGGUCUUUGCCGGGUUUGGGAGAGAGGUUGCGCUCGGAUUUGGAAUUUCAGGAGCCAUCGGGAAUUCCUCUACGCGAAACUGUGUCAUGUAUCGCGGCCGCGAUGUCCUCGCUCUUCUUUGUCACGCACGGCAUCUCGACAAUCAACACGUCUCAGAAAUGCCCAAGCAAUCGCCGUAGAUAUCGUAGUAAAAUCAAGACGACGCGCUAUGAUUGGCUGAUGAUUUAAUGACAC